AUGACUUUGUGUACGUAUUAUCUUGGUGCUUCAGAGUGGGAACAAGAUUUGUGGUCAUGUCUGCUUGUAAAGUCAGAUCUCUGACCAGGUAUAAGUAGAUCUUAUCAGACAGCCUGCUAACACAAGUCCUGAAGCUGAACAAUACAAAACAACCUCUAUUGUGCUCCAGUCUGGUAAGUUCAACUAUCAGAUCAUUAUAAGCUAUUUUUGUAAUGAAUAUAAUGAUUGCCAGUAUAUUUAUGUUCACUAUCAGCUCCUAUAUGGUGCUUUUGCAAUUUUAGUCCCAAUUUUGUUUUAUUAAAAGUGAAUAAUAUCAAAGCUAUGUUUUAUCAUGUUGGGUAUUGUUAUGCUGAUUGGUUUGGUCUCCUCUACAUGUUGUUUUACUACAGGUGCUGUUGAAGUCAUGAGGAGAGACAACAUCCUAACCUUUGCAGUGCUGUGUGUCUUCCAUGCUUGGACUCUGGGUGUGGACUCCAAGAUGGUAAGUAUCUCUCAAUAUGUAACACAGAACUAGAAGAUUACUGUGGAAGUGUUUUUGCACAUAGGCCUUUUCAACAUUGCUCACAAUCCAGAAUCAACUUUUAUUUGUUGUAUAGAACUAUAUGAUUUUGAGAUGAGAACCUUGUUAUUAAAGGGUAUUAAUAGCAUAUAGUCGUGCUAUGAUUAAUUUGAGCACAAGAUCACUACAGUUAAACAUUUUAAUAAAACCAUUCCUCUUGUUAUUUUGGCUGUUUUUCCCUCCAUAUUCUCUGAAGGUUCAUCUCCAUCAGCCUGGUCUCAAUUCCCCCAAACCCUUAGACAUGGUCCCUUACUCUGUUGACGACAUGUAUAACGGCUGCACUGAACAAAUGUACAACAAGGUGCGGAAGGAAUAUCUUCCAAAUGAAAACAGAAAUGUAGCGAUCUUCAAUAAAUCCUGGAAACAGGCAGAAGGAUGUGCAACAAAAGUGAAGAACCGAUUCCAAAAGGACAAGUCCAAGUACAAUUCUAAAGAUAAACUUACACAUGAUCAUAUCAAGGCUAUCUGUGCUUACACAGGAGGUCAAAGUAAGAUGUACCCAGUGUUCAACGAAGCAGUCCGGACCAAUAGAACAGAGUACACCACCUCCUUCCAAUUCCACUCCCUGCAUUUCCUGCUGACUGACGCCAUUCACCUCCUGAAACUAAACCAACAGACCUGUCACACCACAUACCGGAGAACCAACAUGGAGUUUGGAGGUGAAGUUAACCAACUAAUCCGAUUCGGCUUCUUUGCCUCAAGCUCUCUCAACAAGGGAAUUAGUGAAAAAUUCGGAAAUAAAUCCUGCUUUAAUAUAACUACAUGUUCAGGAGCUUUUCUCAAGUCCUACCCAGUGCUGGGAGACUACGAGAAGGAGGUGUUGAUUCCACCUUUUGAGAUGUUCAAAAUUACCAAAAAGGAAAAUGGCCAGAAGGUUUUUAACUGUGAAACUCUCUACAAACUGGAGAGUGUAGGGCUCCAGAGCAAUCUGAAUUGUAAAGCUGUAUAG
Messenger RNA from Coregonus sp. 'balchen', 1508 nucleotides. NCBI's taxonomy places the organism in Eukaryota, Metazoa, Chordata, Actinopteri, Salmoniformes, Salmonidae. The record is from the annotation of a GenBank genome assembly.